Galeopterus variegatus (Sunda flying lemur) is the source of this 762-nucleotide messenger RNA. RefSeq names its product one cut homeobox 3 (gene ONECUT3). The transcript has 4 exons. Gene Ontology annotation, molecular function: DNA-binding transcription factor activity, RNA polymerase II-specific; RNA polymerase II cis-regulatory region sequence-specific DNA binding. Bases 1 to 762 code for a protein of 253 amino acids. Gene Ontology annotation, cellular component: nucleus. Lineage: Eukaryota; Metazoa; Chordata; Mammalia; Dermoptera; Cynocephalidae. The record is from RefSeq and is a predicted model, not a curated record. Gene Ontology annotation, biological process: regulation of transcription by RNA polymerase II.
AUGUGCAGCCACGUCUGCAGGAGCCUGGGAAUCGUGUUGAAGGUCCGAGGCGGGUUGGGGAGUGGGGGCAGCAAACGCGCGGCGGCCGAGGAGAUCAACACCAAGGAAGUGGCGCAGCGCAUCACGGCGGAGCUGAAGCGCUACAGCAUCCCGCAGGCCAUCUUCGCGCAGCGCAUCCUGUGCCGCUCGCAGGGCACGCUCUCCGACCUGCUGCGCAACCCCAAGCCGUGGAGCAAGCUCAAGUCCGGCCGCGAGACCUUCCGCAGGAUGUGGAAGUGGCUGCAGGAGCCUGAGUUCCAGCGCAUGUCGGCGCUGCGCCUUGCAGCCUGCAAGCGCAAGGAGCAGGAGCAGCAGAAGGAGCGCGCGCUGCAGCCCAAGAAGCAGCGCCUGGUGUUCACCGACCUGCAGCGGCGCACGCUCAUCGCCAUCUUCAAGGAGAACAAGCGGCCGUCCAAGGAGAUGCAGGUCACCAUCUCGCAGCAGCUCGGCCUGGAGCUCAACACCGUCAGCAACUUCUUCAUGAACGCGCGGCGCCGCUGCAUGAACCGCUGGGCCGAGGAGCCCGGCACCUUGAAGAAGGGCACGCAGGGAAAGACGCAGGCCGGGAAACAAGGCGACGUCCAGGUUCUGCAGAGACGGGGACCGGGGCGCGCCCCUCCCGGCGUCGCCGUGCGGGGACCGUGCGGUCGCUGUCCGGCUGGAACCCGCUGGGACCCACCGCCCCACCUGCCGGCCCCCGCGGUGGCGCUGAGCUGGGGCUGA